This is a messenger RNA of Brenthis ino (lesser marbled fritillary), 3270 nucleotides long. NCBI's taxonomy places the organism in Eukaryota, Metazoa, Arthropoda, Insecta, Lepidoptera, Nymphalidae. The record is from the annotation of a GenBank genome assembly.
AUGGGUGAGGCAUAUUUUAACUUAAAAAGUAAACUGGAAGAAUUGGGCUAUAAUAAUAUACUUCCAAUAGAUGCUGUUCCGCUCGUAGAAUGUGUGCUCGCUGAUCUAUUGCAAACUACACGUAGCUUACAACAUUAUAUGGAUUUAUCUAAAGAAGCCCUUCUACAAAAAGAAGCAUUGAUGAUGGAAGCAGAGCCUUACAAAUGUGAUAAUAUGAAACUCAUUCAAGAGAAUAAUAAACUUCACAGUGAAAUUAUGCAACUAAAAGAAGAUAAUUUUAAAUUAAGUAAGGAAUGUAAACGACGCGUCAACUCUUUAAAUGACGAAAUUAGUAAAAAAGAAUCAUUGAUCAGCAAGCUACAACAUGAUAUAAGAGAUUUAAGUUUAAGAGGUCUUUGUGCCGAUACUCAAAGCAGUCGAAACAAGAGCAAAAGGAAAGAUGGAGGGGACUUUUAUAUGUCUAAAAAUUGUCUUUGUACUGAAAAAAGUUUAUCAACUGAUCAAAAAUUGGCAGAAUUAAAUAGAACAAUACAAUCACUGCAAGAAAAGAAUUGUGAAUAUAGUGAUGAAAUUGAAAUGUUAAAAAACCAAAUAGAAAACAGAAAUAAGGAAAUUGUAAGAUUAAAUAUGCUUCUGGAUGGUGGUAGGCCAUUGGUAGCAGUUCACAAAGACUUUUAUAAUGAUACACCAGAUGUAAAGAUACAAAGAUUGUUAAAACAAAUAAAAGAACUUGAAAGAGCUAAUGAUGACAUUAAAAAAGAGUUAGAAAAAAGUUUAGAUAAACAGCAUGAAGCAAUGCUCCGUGCUUUAUCUUUAGCUGAUAAGAAUAAAAAAUUACAAGAAGAAUUACAAAAAGUUGAUAAAUUAGCAUUAAAAGUAGAAGAAGAUUGUAACAAAAGGUUAGCAACAAUGAUGAAUGAUUUAAAUUUUAUGCAAACUAGAAUUGAAGGAUUAACUAUAAAAAAUUCAGAAUUGGAGAGAGAAUUGUCACAAAAAUAUUCUAAGGAAACUUCACCAAUAGUCCAACAGUCCUUAAAUGUAGUUCUCAAAGAAAAAGAGACCUUACAACAAGAAAUAAAAAAAUUAGUGGAGCUCAACCAAAGCUUACAGGAAAAAAUACUAUCAUUAUCUGAAGUAAAUAAAUGUUUCAAAGAUAGAUUCAGUGUAGAAAAUGAAUAUGUUAAAAAUAAUUCAAAAUGUCAUAUAAAAGAUGAAUUAAAACAACUUUUUGAAGAAGAGAAAAGAAAAUAUGAAACAUACAUUUUAAAUAUUCAAGAAAAGUUAUCAGAAACUCUGAGUCUCUUUAGUAAAAAUGUGUAUACACAAAAAGAAUCUAAUCAGACCUCUUCAAGUGUUUCGUCUGAUAAUGCCUUUAUAAGAGAUCUACAUACAAGAUUAUGUGAAAGUGAGCAAAAAAUACUUAUGUUAAGAAAAGAAAAUGAGGAAUUGAAACAUAAAGCAAUUCAAGUAAAUGAUAAUAAUAAAAGUAGUUAUCAGAAUAUAAUUAGCCAUUUAAACACUGAAAAUUCUGAAUUGUCUAAGGAAAACAUAUCUUUAAGUCAAAAAUUGAGCCAGUACAAAGCUCUCAAUUUAUCAUCUCAUGACAGGAGUGAUAGAGAUAAAGGAAAUGUUCAAAGACUUAAUGAGAGAAUUGAAGAAAUGACACAUGAAAUACAGUUGUUAAAGAAAGACAAACAGGAAUAUAAUUUAAGAUGCAAAGAAGCGUUGGAAUUAGUUGAUAAGUUAAAAAGAGAUUUAGCAUAUAAACAGAGAGAACUAGAACAAUUAGAAGAAGAAAACUGUUCUUAUAAAAUGACUAAUAGGACAGAAAAAGCAUCUGUUGAUCAAUUAAAAGAUGAGUGCAACUUCUUAAGAGAACAGAUAAAGAAAAUGCAAACAGAAUUUAUAAGAGAAAAAACAUUAGCCAAUCAAAUUAAGAAUAUACAACUAGAAACUGAGAGAAGUAGUGCAGAGGUACAAUCUGAACUUUUAUCUGCUCAAAAGAAGCUAAGUAUGUCUAAAGCAAGCAUUGACAAUUUAGAAAAGAAAUGUCAAGAGUUACAAUCUGAAAUAAUUAAAUUAAGAAAUGAAAAAUUAAAUUUAAUAGACAGCAUUAAAGCUAUAGACAAAGAACGAGAUAAAUUGGUUAUAGAUUUGGAUCAUAAAACUGAAAAUAUUGCUGUUCUGGAGCAGAAACUCAAAUCACAAACAUAUGAUAUUAGUAAAUUAGAAAAUGAAAUUUGUGAGCUGAAAAGACAACUCAAUCUAAGUAAAGUUAAUGAACAUAAAUUAGUAGAUUAUGAGUCACAAAUUACUUUCCUGAAUGGAGAAGUAUUAAGAAUAACUAACCAAUAUGACACUGCAAUAAUAGAAAAUAAACAUUUACAAAGUAGCCUAACUGAUGCUAAUGGAGUUUUAAAAUUGACUAAAAUUGAAUUGGAAAAAUCCAGAAAAGAUGUGGAUGGGCUCAAACAGCAGUUGCAACAUUAUGUAGCAGAAAUAAGAAGGAUUGAAGAUCUUCUGUCACAAAAGGAAGCAGAAAGGUCUGAUAUGCUAGAACAAUUUGCAAGUCUUUCUGUAGAAGCAAAUAUAUUGGAAAAUAACAACCAUUCUUUAGAGAGUGAGUCAGCUUCGAAAACCCAACAAUUACAGACAUAUGUCAAUAAAAUUCAGAGUUUAGAAGAAAAACUCAUUGACAAAGACAACAUAAUUGAUAGUCAAUCAGCUCGCAUAGCAGCAAUGACAUGUAAAAUAAGCUCAUUACAAAAUGAAAUCAAACUGAUAACAGAAGAGAAAAAUAUCCUUGCACAAAAUGUAUCAUACCUUAAACAAAUGUGCAACAAUUUACAGUCAAAUGAAAAAAUCAAUGCUUUGACUGUGACUAAUACUGAUUCAGAGUUAAAAUUAUAUGAAAAUAGAAUUAAAACACUUUCAAGUUCAAAAGCUACAUUGGAAUUGGAGAAGGAAGAGCUAAAAGAUAAUUUAAAGACUUCAGAAAAAUUGUUAUCAAAUGCCAGGAGAGAAAUAGUGGAACUGAAGUUAGCAUUACAGGAUGCUACAAAUGAAACUCAAUCUUUACAUGAGCAUGUCAACAGACUUUCAAGCAGCAGAAAUACAAAUAUUGAAGAGAACACAAUAUCAAGGGAAAAAUUGGAACUUCCAUUGAUGCUCGAAGAAACAAUUCAUGAGUUAAGUAAUGAAGACGAUGAUAGUGAUAGAUAUCAUAUUGCUAAUAAGAGUUUUUCAAAAUGUUCACAUAGUAGUACUUUA